CAUGAUUAUCUUCCUAUUGAAGGAUGAUCUCCACGGAGAUGACCGUGUUUUGUAUACAAAAGAUCAUGAUAUACAAUGGAAAUAUAUUUCUUCACUAAACCUAUCUAUUUAUAGUGCUUUUUAUGAUAAUAGAACGUCAUUGGGUACAUGGCCAUCUAUUAAGAUCAUUGUAAUGGCUAAAGCCAAAGAGAUUAAUAAAUUGCCACCUUUCUGUCACAUUCACUUUACUCUUGGUAGAAAUUUAACAGUUCAAUCAAUUCCAAUGGAAUUGAGUACUACCCAAAAUUAUUUUGACAGAGGAUUCUAUAAAAGUUAUAUUAUAAAUUGCCCUAUUGGAAGCUAUAAAAUACCUGUAAAUGUUGGCCUAUCAACAGCAGUUGACAUCAAACCGAACUAUUAUCAGAAAAUAUUAUUACCUGAAAGCCCUGAUAUCAAACAAGUAGACACUGAUGACGAUAAUUGA
This is a messenger RNA of Dimorphilus gyrociliatus, 463 nucleotides long. The record is from the annotation of a GenBank genome assembly. NCBI's taxonomy places the organism in Eukaryota, Metazoa, Annelida, Polychaeta, Dinophilidae.